AUGACGCCUCAUCGACACUCCCUACAAAAGCUGAUCUUGAGUCUCUUUACCCUCUUCCCCUGGAUCGUCAUCGCCUUUCCCGAGACUAGUGAUAAUCGAUGCGAUUGUUACCUCACCAAUGCGAGCAGUUCGAACUAUUUCACUACACAUAAGUUCUUUGACUUUCGGUCAUUAUCACAAUACGCGGACGUGCCUGGCCCGAUCGCAGACCCUUACGAUAGCAGUCAAGCUCUAGCGACCAGCGACUACUUCCUCUCGGAUGAUUGGACCGAAUAUUGGGGAGUGCAGUCAUGGAACAAUAGCGAUUCGGUUGAUGCGGGAACUGCCCCUAUCUUGAUGGUCAACUCGCCCAAUAACAUCUACAUCGAGAACAAUACAGACGCGAGUCCGGCAUCUGACACCUUCAUGACCAUGAGAACGUUGAGACUGGAAGACUACCAGUCGGCUUCCGAGUUUGAAUCUAUCUCGCAGGCGUAUCAUUACGCCUCGGUCCGCAUGUACGCCAGAACGAUCGGCGCCCCAGGGGCCGUCACAGCCAUGUUCACAUACAAAGAUUCUGGCGAUCCUACCCAGUUGACCCACGUACAAGAGUCGGAUCUUGAGAUAAGGACGAUGGAUCCGCCAAACGUUGUCCAGUACACGAAUCAACCCUCAUAUACCUCUCAAGGUUCGGACAUUCCGGCAUCCACCAGGAAUGUGUCGAAUCCGGGGCACUUGGAUUGGACUGAGUGGGCCGUCUACCGAAUGGAUUGGAACCCAUCGAGCACCACGUGGUAUGUCGACGGCGAGAGUGUGGCCUCGAUCGAGUUCCAAACCCCCAGAGAUCCUAGCAUGGUCAUUUUCAACGCGUGGUCUGAUGGUGGCGUCUGGAGUGGAAAUAUGAGUGUUGGGAAUGAAGCAUACCUCCAAGUGCAAUGGAUCGAGCUCGUGUACAACUCGACGGGGUCAGCGAAGACGACAGACAAGCGCGGUGAAGGCGAAUCCUUAGAACGUAUCGAGAGGAGAGCUGAAGCUUCUUGCGUCAACGUCUGUAGCAUGGACGACACGACGAAGAUAGGGACUCCGGUGUUGCUUCAAGGCGGCGCUUCAGGGGUGCUAGGCUACGUGCGCCUAUUCGGCACGGUUGGUUUUUGGAUACCCUUGCUGUCUAUGGCGUUGUUGUUUUGGUAG
This is a messenger RNA of Anthostomella pinea, 1170 nucleotides long. Lineage: Eukaryota; Fungi; Ascomycota; Sordariomycetes; Xylariales; Xylariaceae. The record is from the annotation of a GenBank genome assembly.